This is a messenger RNA of Vanderwaltozyma polyspora DSM 70294, 459 nucleotides long. It is a transcript of the gene CAF20, whose product is annotated as Caf20p. Lineage: Eukaryota; Fungi; Ascomycota; Saccharomycetes; Saccharomycetales; Saccharomycetaceae. Gene Ontology annotation, biological process: translational initiation; negative regulation of translation. The record is from RefSeq and is a predicted model, not a curated record. The transcript has a single exon. The coding region runs from base 1 to 459 and encodes 152 amino acids.
AUGGUUAGAUAUACUGUUGAUGAAUUAUUCCAUUUAAAGCCAACUGAAUCUUUGCCAGUUCAGUUUGAUGCAGAAGAAUUCAAAGCUAUUAUUGAAAAAGUUAAGCAAAUUCAAGCUUUGAAAGAAGAAGAAUUCAAUGCUCAUGGCGGUCACUUCAAUCGUAGAAGAUCAUCUCAUCACCACCAUGGUAGACCAAAGGUAAAGCACACUAAGCCAAAGGUUACCACUGAUUCUGAUGGUUGGUCAACUUUUGAAGCUGCUAAUAAAAAAGUUAAUGAAGAUGAAGAAAGUGAAAAUGUUAGUGUUGCUGUUGUUCCAGAAACUUUGAAGGUUAAGCCAAACAACAAGAAUAUCUCAUCUUCAAGACCUGCUGAUAACAAGGACAUUAUUGCUGAUAAGCAAACUCAUAGUUUCAAUGCCUUUGCCGCUUUGGAGAGUGAUGAGGAAGAAGAAACAUGA